AUAGCCAAGCAGGGGUUUGCAGGCGUGGAGCGUGUUCUUGCUGUACCAGAGCUGCGUUACCGCACCGUGACGCUAGCUGUCGACCUCACUGGAAACUUUUUUACCAUCGCGAUCCCACUCCACUCUUUCUCCCUUCACUGCCGCCCACUUUGGGUCAACUGACCUCCACGCGCCCUCCGCACCUACAACGCCCCGACAACCUCUCCGAAUUGAUAGCCAACGAUCCUAUCGCCAUCGGGCACCAAAGCCAACUGGCCGCCCACCAUGUCACAUUUCCACGCCGCCCUAUUCCUCCCAUAUACGGUGGACUUCGACAAGCCCCAGCAGUCGCAAGCUUCCACCCCCGUAACAGUUGUCCCAGCUACUACGGAGCUGCAUCGCAAGAACUCUAUCGGCAGCGCCAACGAUGCCGGUCAAGGCAGCAUCCUGAGGGACAACGCGCCUCCGGGCAUUACGCUCCCAAAGACACCCGCAGCUAUGCUCGCACAAGAGGACUAUUUUACGCCCACGCAACCGAGUGCAACUGCUCACUUCCUACGCCCGAACGAUACCAAGACACUCGUCCGCAGCGAUGCACACGUCCCGGAGUGGGGAGCUGGUGGAAUGUUCUUCAACCAACCGCGCUCGAGAGCCGGUCGUCCAGCAGACACCGUUCUAGAGUACCAGAAGAACGAGGAGCGGCUGAAGCACCAGCGCGAGGCGUCCCGUGAGAGGGCCCGCUCGCUCUACAAGUCGAACUCUGGCAAUCGGAAAACUGAUCCUCGUUGGGAGCAGACCUACCGCAUAGUGCCUGCGAUUCAGGGUAACGGCGGCCUUACGAAUGCUGUCCGCGCAGCAGAUGCUGCCGGCACCACCCAAGAUGUUCUCCAUGUUGGUCUUGUCGGAUUUCCCACCGACGAGAUUGAUGAUGAUAAACAGCAAGAGAUCUAUGAAAAGCUGGAGGAGGACCACGACGCUCUGGCCGUCUUCGUGAGCAACAAAGACUACGAUGGCCACUAUGCUCACUACUGCAAGACCAUCCUCUGGCCGGUCUUCCACUAUGUCAUUCCGGACCACCCAAAGAGCAAGGCUUUCCUGGAUCACUCAUGGAAAUUCUACCGAAACGUGAACCAAGCCUUUGCGGACAAGAUUGUCAAGAAUUACAAGCGUGGCGAUACUAUCUGGGUCCACGACUACCACCUCUGCCUUGUCCCGGCGAUGAUCAGAGAGAAGCUUCCAGACGCAAAGAUCGGUUUUUUCUUGCACACCGCGUUCCCCUCUUCUGAGGUCUUCCGCUGCUUGGCAGCCCGCACACAGUUGCUGGAGGGUAUGCUCGGCGCCAACCUGGUCGCCUUCCAGACUCCGGAGUACGCCCACCAUUUCCUGCAGACGUGCUCUCGCAUUCUUGCAGUCGAGGCGAUCGAGGACGGCGUCCAGCUCGAGACUCGAUUUGUCAAUGUUUACGCCUCCCCCAUUGGUGUAGACCCCCACAAACUUGCAGAAGGCCGGAAAGAGAAGGAAGUCCAGGACUGGAUCAACACACUCACCGAGCGCUACCAAGGGAAGCAUGUGAUUGUCGCUCGCGACAAGCUAGACAGCAUUCGUGGCGUUCGUCAGAAGCUUCUGUCCUUCGAAGUCUUCUUGAAGAAGAACCCCGAGUGGAGGGAUAAGGUUGUUCUGAUCCAGGUCGCUACUUCAACGCGGGAAGACCCCGAGCUGGCCUCCACCGUGUCCGAGAUUGUCACGCGUAUCGACGCUCAGUACUCUACCUUGUCGCACAACCCGCUCGUGUUCCUCAGACAGGAUAUAUCUUUCCAUCAAUAUCUCGCCUUGUGUUCGGUCGCAGACGCCAUGGUCAUCACCAGUCUGCGCGAAGGCAUGAACCUGAGUGCUCACGAGUUCGUCAUUUGCCAGGAUGGUGCUUACGGCAACAAGAAACACAGCCCACUGAUUCUCAGCGAGUUCACCGGCAGCUCCUCAAUAUUCGAAGGCGCCGAGCUUGCGGUCAAUCCCUGGCACUACCAGGGGAUCGCCGAUGCUUUCAAGCAGGCCCUCGAGAUGAGUGAAGAGGAGAAAGCCACUCGUUACAAGAAGCUACACGACAACGUGUUGCACCAUACGGGCGAGUAUUGGAUUAGGAACCUGACCAGCAAGCUCGACCAAGUUUUCGAGGAACAGUUCCGUCGUGACACCAUGUCAAUCCCCCGGUUAUCCGCAGCGAACUUGAUCAGGGAUUACGAGCUCACCAAGAAACGUUUGUUCAUUCUCGACUAUGAGGGCACUCUGGCCAACUACGGUUCUGUCAAUAACACGGUCGUUACCAACGUUGACAAGGUCAUCGACAUCCUGAGCGACAUCCUAAAUGACAAGAAGAAUGCUGUUUAUGUCAUGAGCGGACGUACCGUCGAGGAGCUGGAGUUGGCUUUCAACCGCCUCCCCAACCUUGGCCUCAUCGCCGAAAACGGCUGCUUCGUUCGCGAUGGUAACUCAGACGAAUGGAUACAGUUCCCCGACGAGGAGAAGACACAGACCUGGAAGAACGCUAUCAAGGACAUCCUCCAAUACUACGUCGAGCGUGUUGAGGGAAGCUGGGUCGAGGAGCAUCAAUGCUCACUCAUUUACCACUACCAGAGUGAGACCGAUUCCGCCAGCCGUCAAGCUGGUGAGUGCGCGAACCAGAUUAACGAUGCUUCGGCGUCGCAGCGUGUGAGGGCCAUUCCUACCAAGGACUCCGUCAUCAUCGAGCCUGCCGACUACGACAAGUCCACCGCCGCGCAGCAUAUCUACGACAGGUACCUCGAGAAUGAUCGUGCCGAGUUCUUGUUUGUCGCGGGCAACGACCGUGAUGACGAGAUUGUGUUCAAGUGGGGCCAGGAACUUAAGGACAGUCGGAAGGUCCGCUGUGUGACCACCGUGACCGUCGGCGAGAGGAACUCUCUCGCUAUGGCCACUUUGCCCAACGGUACGACCGGUCUCCUGAGCGUCCUCAACAAGAUCUCCAAGGUCAAGACCGCCCCCAAGGGCACUUGAUUGAUUUCUCUGAACGUACAUCCGGCGGCGCUCUCUGCUUUUUCUCCUUUGAAGGAUCUCUGCGCGUCUGCUUAGAUUGUCUUCACGACCGGCGUCAAGCCACGUUCUCAUUUCUUUCCUUCCCCCUUUCGAGGGACUCGCACGAUACCUCUUCGCGAAUUUAUGAAUGAUGGUUAAGGCAACACGAAUCUCAUGGUUAAGGCAUAGCGUGCAUGGACGAGUACCUCCGGUAAAUCACGAACAUAGUUAUGGCGUCGGAAUGAGUCGUUCGACAUAUGGAUUAUGGAUGGAUGGGUGGGUGAGUGGCAUGGUGUGGUGUCGACGCGCUACGGGUUUGCGAAGGGUUAGACAUUGCCUAUAGCGUCCCCUUGUGGACGGUCGUAGUUCCAUUCCAUCCGGUGAAUCA
Molecule: messenger RNA, 3415 nt
Organism: Paraphaeosphaeria sporulosa
Lineage: Eukaryota; Fungi; Ascomycota; Dothideomycetes; Pleosporales; Didymosphaeriaceae
Exons: 4
Coding region: 265-3009 (914 amino acids)
Biological process (GO): trehalose biosynthetic process
Cellular component (GO): cytosol; alpha,alpha-trehalose-phosphate synthase complex (UDP-forming)
Molecular function (GO): catalytic activity
Source: RefSeq, a predicted model, not a curated record